AUGUCUACAAAAAUAAAAGAUUUAGCGGACAAAGUUCGAGGAUGGAAACUCGUCCAAAAGACCUUACCACGGAUCAUCGAAUAUGGUAGAGCCGAAGGAAUUCUUCAAACUGGCCCUCCACCCAGCUCCCUCAACAUCACGGGAGUCGUUUUGGCUGCUCAGGAAGAGGCUCAUACUCAGAAAGAAACGAAGACAGGUGACAAGGUGAAUCUACCGACGAAUGACAUCACAAUGAUGCACGAAGCCAUACCUUUUCUACCAGUUCCUGUAGCUUUACUAUGCUUUUUUAUGAAUUUUUUUCUUCCUGGCACAGGAACGAUUUUGUCCGGGUUUUCAGCAUUAUGCAUGGGUCAACCACGAGUUAAUCUAAAAGAAGGGCGGAAACUGGUUACUUUGGUAAGCGAUCUUAAUACUCAUCCCCUAAUUCGAUGA
Molecule: messenger RNA, 432 nt
Organism: Haemonchus placei
Lineage: Eukaryota; Metazoa; Nematoda; Chromadorea; Rhabditida; Trichostrongylidae
Source: the annotation of a GenBank genome assembly